CCAGCGUCAAAGAGCAUGCCCUGGUGAGCGGGCUUCUCUUGAGGAGCCCAGCGCUCCGGGCGCUUGCCGGUUUGGGGGUGUCUCCUCCCGGGGCGCCAUGGCGGCUCUGGCCAGUAGCCUGAUCCGGCAGAAGCGGGAGGUCCGCGAGCCCGGGGGCAGCCGGCCCGUGUCGGCGCAGCGGCGCGUGUGUCCCCGCGGCACCAAGUCCCUUUGCCAGAAGCAGCUCCUCAUCCUGCUGUCCAAGGUGCGACUGUGCGGGGGGAGGCCCGCGCGGCUGGACCGCGGCCCUGAGCCUCAGCUCAAAGGCAUCGUCACCAAACUGUUCUGCCGCCAGGGUUUCUACCUCCAGGCGAAUCCUGACGGGAGCAUCCAGGGCACCCCCGAGGACACCAGCUCUUUCACCCACUUCAACCUGAUCCCCGUGGGGCUCCGUGUGGUCACCAUCCAGAGUGCCAAGCUGGGUCACUACAUGGCCAUGAACGCGGAGGGGCUGCUCUACAGCUCGCCACAUUUCACAGCGGAGUGUCGCUUUAAGGAAUGCGUCUUCGAGAAUUACUAUGUCCUGUACGCCUCUGCUCUCUACCGUCAGCGCCGCUCCGGCCGGGCCUGGUACCUGGGCCUGGACAGGGAGGGCCGAGUCAUGAAGGGAAAUCGAGUCAAGAAGACCAAGGCAGCCGCCCACUUUGUGCCCAAGCUCCUGGAGGUGGCCAUGUACCGGGAGCCUUCUCUCCACAGUGUCCCUGAGACCUCCCCUUCCAGUCCCCCUGCCCCCUAAAAUGUAGUCCGUGGACUGGAGGCUCCCUGCCCUUGCAUGGAGCCAGCCACUGCCACCGCCUAUUCCCCAGCCCUGCCACCACCCUCAUGCCCUGAGCAGCCAGGUCCCAGCAGGUGCUCUAUCCUGAGGGAACCAAGGGGCUGACUGUGAACCCCCCCCCCACCGACUUCCAGCUCCUGGGAGGAGUUCAGAGAGGAGGAUUCUGAAAAUGGCCCUGGCUGCUCACUUCUUUCCUUCCACACUCACAGCCCCCCAAAGCCUUUUCCCAAGAAGGUGCUGGGGGUUCCCAAACUGACAGAACCAGGACAUAAAUACUCUGCACCCUGGGCUCAGCCAGUUCCGGGAGCCCUAUGCCCUCUUCGUUGCCACUGAGCCAUAGAUUUAUAGGUCUACUGGAGGUCAGGAUUAGUUUCCUUUUUGCCCUACUACACCUUCUGCCUUGUUCUGGACAGGUUCUGGAACACCGGGCACCCUAGCCAGGGCCCUUUUUGCCCUAAGGCUCUGUGCUGGAUCCAUCAGGCUUCUGUCCUUGACCCAGAUGGACCCCUGGUUUCCGAGUAGAGAGAGGUUAGAUUUGAGCUCUAUCCAGCUGCUGGCCUUGGCCUGAACUAGGACCAGUCUCAGAUCACCACAGUUUUAACUUUCUUAUCCCAAAGACACCCAAUUCUAGAGCAUGGUGUUCUAGACACACAUGGAGCCAUACUUCCUUCUGAAUCUCAGCUCUAGGACAUAGACCACGACUCUCAGCCCUUCCCUCCAGGAUGGAACCCGGGCCUAUACAGCCAUAUCAGUGCUCAUAUAGAGAGUUCUAGACCCACCCUCCUACCUUCUCUAGUAAUACCUAUUAAAGGUGAGCUCUGGAAAGAACCCAGCUAUGAUUCACUAAGAACGUUGUUGAUGAAUCAAGAAAUGCUUCUUGUUUUUCCUAGAUUUUCUAAAAAUCCGAUUCUCCCUACAGAAUGCUAACCUUAGUUUUACAUGCAGUUUCUAGCUCCUGUAACUCAGCUGGGGUCCUGCCAGGGAAACAGAGUCUGAGGAAGGGCAGAGGAGUCUGGGAAGGAAUCCUUGGCUCAUAGCAGGGAACCUGAGAUGGCCAAGGGGCCAAACCCAUGGCAUGUUUUGGCUGUGUCUGGGUUGGGGGGACAUGAACACUUAGCUACCUCAGCAGGAAUUCCUUCCAGGUCCCCUUUAAAGCUGAGGUCUCUAAGGUAAUGGAUCUAGUAUAAAAAGAACAAACAGGACACAGCCUUGAUCCCCAGUGCAGAGAUCCCAAUUCAGCAAUAAGUCUCCCCUAUAAGUCAGGCCAAGGACGGUGAGGGCCUCUUGGGCUCUAGACCUCAUAUAACCCCAGAGCUUCUAACUUAAUAGAGCUUGCUUUUACCUUACAGCUUAUAACUUCAGCUAAGUCUUAGGUACCCGAAAAGGGCCUGACUAGAUUUUUCUGAAAAGCGUGUAGAGCUAGGGGCAGCCCUGAGAAAGAUCAGGAACCCACCAGUGAACUAGGAGGAAGGCUCCGAGUAGCCUCAGACCUGGGCAGGGAAGACGGAGGAGACCCUAAAGGGAGGGGCUCGGGCUCAGAGGCGGGUCGUUCUUCCUCAGGCUCUUUCUAUUUCUGGCUUGUUGCAAGAGGGGUGCAUACUCCCCUAGCCCACACAGACCCCGCUCAGGCUCCGCCCAUCCCCUGGCUCUGCUCCCAGGGGACGGGGUCUCCACUCCAUGCUUUCUCAAUUAAAGACGAUUUCUACAACUGAA
Molecule: messenger RNA, 2527 nt
Organism: Leptonychotes weddellii (Weddell seal)
Lineage: Eukaryota; Metazoa; Chordata; Mammalia; Carnivora; Phocidae
Gene: FGF11
Product: fibroblast growth factor 11
Molecular function (GO): growth factor activity
Source: RefSeq, a predicted model, not a curated record